Molecule: messenger RNA, 3954 nt
Organism: Ostrinia furnacalis (Asian corn borer)
Lineage: Eukaryota; Metazoa; Arthropoda; Insecta; Lepidoptera; Crambidae
Exons: 12
Source: RefSeq, a predicted model, not a curated record
AAACAAGUGCUGACCCUGGUCUCUCCCCAGGAACUGUUGGCUGUGAUACCACUCCUGCUGAGCGCAGUGUGGGCGGAGGCGCCCGCUCCCUACCCUCCCAGCGGGUUCAGACCUGCUGGUCCGGCUUUUGAGCUCCCUCAAAAGAACAUCCAGAAACAACAGCAAGAGUACCUACCACCAGUGGAACCCAGAAGGCCCCAACCCCCAAGCACUUCCUACGGCAUCCCCGAAGAAGAUGUCUCAGUCCAGGGCCUGCCUACCUUGGAACAGCAGCCAAUCUUCCAGGUAUCCCCGAUCAAUGGUCAGGAGUAUGUUGGACAGAACUUCAACACCGAUAUUAGGAACUUAGACGACAGUUACAAGCAAGCGCAGUACCAAUACCAGCAAGAACAAUACCGCGAAUACGAAAGACAGAGACAGCUAGAAGCAGCUCAAGCAAGGAAUCGGGCUAAUCAGUUCACUACUCCUCAAGUCCCCAGACAAUUCGCUACAGAAAGUUCUACCAGCACCACUGAACCGACCUCUACUGAAUCUACCACUGAACUUGAUCUCAAUGAGGGAGAAACUCUAGAUGACAAGAAAGCCGAUGACAAAAAAGAAAAGGUCUCGGUUGAAGUAACAAAGCAGAAGAUUCAAGAAUACCCAGGAGAACUGUUCCUUAGUUCGUUAGCUCAGUUGCAACUUCAGCCCCAGUUUGUUCCUUUCCAACAAUUCAGUCAGAUCAGAGCACCUUUAUACUACCAGCCAAUUGAGCAGGAGCCUUCCCAAAAGCAAGUGGCUGGGUAUGACGCGCAAACCCAUUUUGCUGCUCUCCCGUCAGUUUUAGCUCAACAACAAUAUUUGCAGGGAAUCCAAAGCCAAGGCUUCGCUGCACAGAACCCUGCACUGUUAGUCGCAAGUCAACAGGAGCCAGCUAACAUUGGUUUUAUUCCUCAAAACCCUCAACCGUUCAUCAAUAACCACUACCAGCCAAUCGUCGCUCAGAAUCCCCAAAGCUUCUCUCAAGGUCAACCUGUUGUGGUACAGCCACAGAAUAUUAACCAGGAUCAGUAUAAUCAGCCCAAACAAGAAGCUGAAGAAGAUGAUGAGCAGAAUACCCAACAGCAACCUCAAUUUGUUUACCAACAAAGUUAUCAACCGCAAGAAGUGGUCUACCAACCCCCUCAAGCACAACCCCAGGAACAGCAGAAUGUAUUCCUACCCCAGGCUCAACUAGUAAAUUAUCCAAACCCUCUUGUUCAGUAUCAAAAUCCUCAGCAAAUAGCUCAACCUCAGAACAGUUAUGCUCAACCCCAGUUUGUUAAUCCUCAGCAAUACCAAAACGGCUACGUCCAACAGCAGUUUGUGGACCAAAACCAAUUCCAGAAUGGUCAGCAGCAAGUGCAGAUUCCCCAGCAAGCUUACCAAAACCCACAGCAAUUCCAGAACGAUCAGCAACAAGCGCAAAUACCUCAGCAAGUGUACGUAGAUCCGCAGCAAUACCAAAACACUCAACAAGGUCAAAUACCCCAGCAAAUGUAUUUGGCUCCACAACAAUUCCAAAAUCCUCAACAGCAGAUACCUCAGCAAGUGUACCAGGGUCAGCAAUUCAUGAUUGGUCAGCAGCAGCAAAUACCUCAGUUCCAAGGACAGGACUCCCUGCAAAGUGGUCUUGACAUCAACCAGCAAGGCAAUGAUGUAAACCAGAAUGACAAAGAGGACUCUGAUGAUGAAAACAACGAGGAUGAUGGUGCCACAUCAGUAGCAGUGGCUACGGCAUUUGGUGCAAGGACCCAGCCUCGCAUGUUCACGAGGUACGGAGCACCAGUGCCAGUGCCGAGUCAGUCUGCCGACCCUCAAGCCCCCNUGAUAAUCCAAGCCCUUCUGUCCAGGACCCAGCCUCGCAUGUUCACGAGGUACGGAGCACCAGUGCCAGUGCCGAGUCAGUCUGCCGACCCUCAAGCCCCCACCGACGCAGAGGAGCAAUCCGAAGACAAUGGUUCCGUCGCAGUGGCUAACGCGUUUUCCUCUGGCAGAAGAAAAAGUGCUAAAUUGAGAGACAACUUCUUAUUCCUUAAAUGUUUGUUCCCAGCCGUUCAGAACGAGAGAGACAGAAUCAACUGCAGAAGGCCGUCGUACGAAGAACCAACGCAAGCCAACGGGCUGUCCGUCGUGUCGCUGCUCAACGCGGAACUUCUCAGCAGAAAGGUCAUAGAUGAGACGAUAAACGUAUCUGACGCGGAACUCAGCAACCGAAAGCUAGCGAAGAUCAAUGACGUGUGCGACUCCAUCAAGCAGCAGCUACUGAUCCUGGUCGAGUGGGCCAAGUACAUCCCUGCCUUUACGGAGCUGCAUCUAGAUGACCAGGUGGCGUUGCUUCGCGCGCACGCGGGCGAGCACCUGCUGCUAGGCUGCGCGCGGCGCUCGCUGCACCUCAGCGACGUGCUGCUGCUCAGCAACAACUGCAUCAUCGCCAAGCACAACAUCGACGGGCGAAUGGACAUCGACAUCAGCAUGAUCGGCAUGCGCGUGAUGGACGAAAUCGUGAAGCCUCUGCGCGAAAUCGACAUCGACGACACAGAGUUCGCGUGUCUCAAGGCCAUCAUAUUCUUUGACCCCAACGCCAAAGGCCUGUCCCAGCCGCAAAAGAUCAAACAACUCCGCUACCAAGUCCAAAUCAACCUGGAGGACUACAUCAGCGACCGGCAGUACGACGGCCGCGGCCGCUUCGGCGAGCUGCUGCUGUGUCUGCCGCCGCUUCAGAGCAUCACGUGGCAGAUGAUCGAGCAGAUACAGUUUGCCAAGCUGUUUGGAGUCGCGCACGUCGAUAGUCUGCUGCAGGAGAUGCUACUAGGAGGUGCAUCAACAGACACAGCCAUGGAGAGCAUGGAGGAAGCAGCGGCUCCGAGCGCGUCACCCUUGGGUGCGUCGCCGCCACUAGUACCGCAUGUGCCGCUACCCGAAGGCUUCCUCGAGCCCGCGCCCUUCAAGCAAGAGCCCAACAUGAGUCCAGAGCCAACAUCAUUGAGGACCUCAGAUAUCACACUAUUAUAAUGUAAGACAAUCGAUUCAGAUAACAUUGUUCGUCUUCAUUGCAAAAACAAUGCUGCUACCUUGAAAUUAGGUAUAAAUUAAAUAGUCAAAAUUUGUCAUAGCAGUGAUAUUUUGUUACCCUAUUUAUAUGUAAUGAAACAUGCGUUUGAAGACCUUAACUUUGUAUUUGCAACAUUUUAUAGCUUUUAGUAGGAUUAACCAGAAGGUGCCCGUUAUUUUAAGAUAAAUUUAAUAUAGGUGUAGGUGUUUACUACUUUGCCAAGAGACAAAAUUAUUUAUAGAAUGUUUACAUUAAAUUGUAUUAGAUGAUAGACUUACCCGUAAAGUGCAAUUAAUUAUGUAGGCUGUGUAACGUAAUAUUUUCUUAUCAAUAUCUAUAGCCCUGAUGGGUUAAUUGGUGUUUUGUAAUAUUUUUCAUUUUUAUAAAGUACUUUUUGAGUUUGUUUUUAAUCUGGACAGGUUUAAUUAUGUUGUUUGUAAUAUUGUAAACAGGGAAUGGAUAUUUAUAAAUAUAUUGUUGUAUAGAUGUUGAUCAUAACCCGUUAUCACAGCUAACGUAUAUUACGAUAAUUAUACAUACAUGAUUGUAGACUGUAUCUACAUAUUGUAGAAUUUUAUACUUAGGAAUUUAUUAUAUUAUAUACACGGUAGAGUCAAUAUUUACGAAGUUGUUUAUAUGAAAUGCUCAAUGUAAGUUCCCUUGCCAGUUAUUUGGUAUUUUAAAAAUUAAAUCGAGGUGAAAGUUUAUUACAUUAGACUACUAGUAUGAUUUUUGAUUGGUUUGAGAAGUUGUAUAUUAUUUUAAUGUAUAAUUAGUAAGUGCCUUAUAUCCUACAGGUCGUAGGUUGGUGUAUUGUUGAUGUACAUACAAUGUUACGAUUUUUAGUAGAAUAUAUUUUAAUAAAUAAUCUGUUACCAAAA